AUGGGUUCACUUUUAGCAUCCAAACAACAGCAAGAACAGCAGGCAAAAGUGGCAGAAGAAGCCGCAGCUGCAGCCUCUAGAGCAAAGGCAGCUGCAGCAGCAGCCGCAGCAAAAGGUCCCGCUGUCGGGAGUAUGACCGCAAUUGCGAAUGCUGCCGCUGAUAUGAUUAAAGCGGCUCGGAGUGGCGGGNGCCUUGAUCAUCACUCCUAA
Messenger RNA from Echinostoma caproni, 210 nucleotides. The record is from the annotation of a GenBank genome assembly. NCBI's taxonomy places the organism in Eukaryota, Metazoa, Platyhelminthes, Trematoda, Plagiorchiida, Echinostomatidae.